GGUCAAAGUGCGACCUACGCGCCCACCAUCGCUGCCUUGAUCGCGAAAGUAGUGAGAGCAACCAAAGAACCAAAGUACGAAGACUACGGAUAGCUUAGAAUCAAAAGCACGCGACCGCUUGCUUGUUCGCUUCUGCGCAUCAAAUUUGUGUAUCGCAGUGUCACGCAUUUCAGACUGCGCAGAACGGCCGCAGAGCCAGUGUUAUUAUUGACUUGUUCCCUCGUCUACGUUCUCUUAAAGCAUCUCACUAUUUCAGUGACCCGCUAGGUGCUGCCUGCAUUUUCAGUGGUCUGCUUAUGUCGGAGCGUCUUGUCACUUAUGCUGCUUGUGCUACAUUCGAGGAUUUAGCAUUGCCCUGCGGCGUAUAGGUUGUUUUGGAGUACUGUCACGGUACCACUGUUGCAUUACGCAUACCCUGCUGAUGCCCUUUCUGCAGGGCUGGGCGGCUAUUGAGGGACCAUGAAGAUAAACGACAAAAAUCUGGUGAGCUUUGCGCUAAGCUCGAGCCCAGUCGACCGGGAAGGCUGGCUGCUCAAGCGUGGUGAAGUCAACCGUGCUUACCAGAGGCGCUGGUUCCUUCUCAAGGGAAACCUACUGUUCUACUUUGAGAAGAAGACUGACCGGGAACCAUUAGGCGUGGUCAUUCUUGAAGGCUGUACUGUUGAACUGGCUGAGAAUGAGGAGAUGUUUGCUUUCAAGGUUGUGUUUCAUGGCUCCGGCAACCGGAUGUACAUGCUGUCAGCCGACACACAGGAGUCAAUGGAGGCUUGGAUGAAAGCAUUGGCAUGUGCGUCUUACGAUUACAUGAAGCUCAUGGUUGCUGAACUGCAGCGUCAACUCAGCCAAGUAGCAGAGGCCGAGCGCCUUGCCAAAUGUGGCAACACUGUGCCCCUGCUCAUCGGAGGACAGCUGCCUGGAAACCGCUCUGACAGCUGCCUGUGUGUGCGAGAUACUCCAUCAGGCCGUGCAGCGCGUUUCAACCCUUUUGACCGCUGGAAGGAGGACGGGUGUACUGGCAAUGACAGUAGUGAAGCGGUCAAGCGCAGCAGCGGUGUCCCAGCUAACACCCCAGUGUCGUCACGGUCAUCGACAAAAUACACAUUUGCCGAGCUUCAUCGACGGCACGGGAUGCGAUUUCGAAAACUCAUAGAGGAGCGGAAGCGAAAAGAGGAGAAAGAGCGUGGCUUAGAUCUGCUCAUCGAUCUUUGAGAGAUUUUUCAUCCCGUAAAGAACCCUGAAAAUGUUUUUUUUGUUGUUGUUGUUGUUGAUGUUUUGUUUUCAUCAACUGGAGACACUUGCAGACCAUCUGGGCCAGAUUUUAGUACUGCUUAUUGCAUGAUUUGAUUAGUCUUCAUAUGACCAAAGGCCCUUUGAUUUUUGUGCGGUCUGCCUUUUCCACUGUCUGGAGGAAGUUGCACUUUCUUAAGAGUAUGUAAGUCGUCUGGAAAGCAGCAAAUUUUUCAAUGUCGCUGCAAGGCUGUACAUUCUAUACGUAGCACAAUGUAAGGAGACCCAGCUCACAUUGAGUAGAACUAGCUUAACUUGGGCUGGUUGGUUUGUGAUGUUGACAUGAAUGCUGGUCUUCUAUGCUGCCAAAAGCUUCUAUGCUACCAAUUCAUAUGGACCUGGCUGUAUGUGCAAUGAAAUAUGGUGGCACUAUUCAUGGGCUGAAACUAGGGACGGUCACGGUGGCAACUCCACUGAAACUUUGCAGCAGCCCAUACAUGCCUUAUUGCACUUGACACUUUUACACAACUAUUUUGGCAUGUGGGUUUGCUCACGCAAAAUGAUAGUAUAUAAGAAUGACCACAGGAUGAUGAUAUAUGUUGACGUAGGUCGAUGAUGUAUGGCUAGCACAAUGGCAUAGCAGCAUUACUUAUUUCUUCUGCUGUGCUGAUGCCCGAGUGACUUUCCGUGCGGCAUCAGUUUUUGCUGCUUUUCUCAACUUUUUCUUUUGUGAAUUUGUGUACAUAACAAGUUAGGAGACCUCCCACUUAAACUCAAAUUGUUCGUUUGGCAAAGCCAAGAAAUACCUCUGGAAUAUUUCAGUCAGUUGUGUUGCUUGUGUUACAUGUAUGCCACCACACCUUCUUAGCAUGCGUGAGCUAGUCAUCUUAGGUGCUAGGCUUUACUUCUAGCAUUCAAUGCCAUAUCAGUGGUUUUAUAUAUUAUUUUGUUUUUAUUUAUUUUUUCAAUGUCAAUAAAAGCGUGAAGAAUUUCAGUAGUGGGAAAUCAUUGUGGGCAGCCUUUCUAAACCUGUAGGUAGCAAGUAUGGGCAAUCAGGCAUGGAAAUUUGUGUGCAAAAAUACAAGUCUUCUGUUAUUAUUAUUAUUUUUUUUUUUGGUAGUGCAAUUGUAUGUAAACUGAUGGCACUGCUCUUGCUCUGCGCCACUUAUGGUGUUGUAUUGCUUCUAAUAGCACCCUAAGUGACAAAUGGUGACAAGUCCCCAGUUAAACAGAAAGGUGAAUCCUAAAACUAGGCUUUCUAUUUUUGCAUACAGAAGUAAAACGAGACUAGCAGGCACUGACUAUUGUGGGACUUGCUUCAUAGUAACUUGAAUAACAAGUUUUUCUGUGUUUUUACUUGUAACCUGAUGCGAGUUACACAUAAUACACCUAAUUUGUUGGUGCACACCCUGCUGCUCACUGCAUUGCCUGUAGCACGUCUUUGAAUAUUAGUUAUUACUCGGAGAAAGUCAAUUGUUUCCAACACUUUUAUCACAAACAGCAGUUAUGAGCUGGACAUGUUCAUCCAUCAUACUUUUGUUCAUGCACAGCACAGCUUUUUCUUUCCCCAAGACCUCAAGAGAGUUCAGGUGUCCACAGGAAAGUGAGGCAGUUACGAUACCGAUUGUCUUCCUUUUCCCUCCAACCACAACCCCCCUUUGUCCUUUUCUGUAAAUACAAUAACUAGUACUACUAACAUAAAAAGGAAAGAUAUCGGAGCAAGUUUACCUGGAAUUGUAUCAACAUUCCUGUGAUUUUAUACUGCUGCCGAUUUGCACAAGUACGCAAAUAACACCAUUAAACAUUACAACAAAGUUGCAUCCAACAGAAUACCUUCGUUAUAUCUGAUAUCUGUUUAUUAACUCAUUACGUGGCAUAAUCGGCAAGAAAUUAUUUUAUUUACUUAGCUAUAACCUAUAAUUCGUUAAAGGUUGGACUUGCAUUUGACGUUAACAAACUCCAUCAAUUAUCUGCCGAGGUCAUCUAAUGUGCCAUAUAAUAGUGCUGGUUGAGACAAUGCCUGCAACUUUAGUGCAUGUGCAUUGCAACACUCUCUCCACUGGUAUUCACGUCGUUAUGCAAGGUGAUAAGUCGCGGGUUUGUGAAACAAAUGGGUCGAGUAAAAGAAAACCACGUAAAGGCCACUUUGCGGAGGGCUAACUAAGCGAGCAUGCCUUAAAUGUCUGCUUGCAAAUGAGAAAUGGCAAUGUGGCUCUUCUACAGCGUGCUUCUUCAGAUUGUGGGGGAGCCUCUUGGUUUUCAGGAGUUCUUCGUUUGGCACUAGAGUUUUCCAAGAGUACUAUAGGAUUCUUAUCAUCGCAGUCAUCAUCAUCAGCCUAUUUUUAUGUCCACUGCAGGACGAAGACCUCCCCCAGUGUUCUCCAGUAACCCGUCUUGCGCUAUCCGUUCCAACUUGCACCUGCAAAUUUCCUAAUUUCGUCACCCCACCCAAUUUACUGCCGUCCUCGGCUCUACUUCCCUUCCCUUGACACCCAUUCUAUAACUCUAAUGGUCCACCGAUUAUCUCCCCUAUGCAUUACAUGGCCUGCCCAGCACCAUUUUCUCCUCUUAAAGUCAACUAGAAUAUCGGCUAUCCCCAUUUGCUCUCUGAUCCACACCGCUCUCUUCCUGUCGCUUAACGUUAUGCCUAACAUUUUUCGUUCCAUCACUCUUUGCAUGGUCUUUAACUUGUUCUCGAGCGUCUUUGUUAACCUCUAAAUUUCUGCCCCAUAUGUUAGCACCAAUAGAAUGAAUUGUUUUUGUUUUUUGUUUUCAACGACCGUGGUAAGCUCCCAAUGACGAUUUGGUAAUGCCUCCUGUAUGAACUCCAACCCAUUUUUAUUCUUCUGGAAGUUUCCUUCUCAUGAUUAGGGCUCCCUGUGAUCGUCAUAAUGUGGGAGUCUAAAUGUAUUGAGGAAUUGAGGGCUCAUGACUGCUGUCAUAGUAAUUAUGUGAAUUGAAUUUAUUUCCAACAUGUUUACAUACAACAUGUUUGAGGUGCAUGGGAGUAAAAGCCGCUAAAAAGCAGCUUUGUCAAGCUGAUUUUUAGAGGCUGCGAAUGCGAAAGUCAGUGAAGUCGAGGGCUUUUUUCUAAAUGACAGCAAACAAAUCUAAAGGACAUUAUUACUUCUAAAAGGACGAGCCAUAAACGGGAACAAAAAUUACGACACAGGCGUUACCAUCCAACUAGUUUAUUCUAUGCACAAAUGCGGAAAUAUAUAGACGAGGUGACUGACGCAGAAUGCUCAUAUCGCCUCAUUUGCACCGAAAAGGUGAUUGAGGAAUCGUACUUUGUAGUGGAAGUCGAGCUGCGUCAUUGAAACAUCAUUAUGCUGUACAAUUCUGAAAUAAUCUUUUUCGACAACUGGCUGUCCCAUUAGCCAUUGAUUGUACCUUUCGCACGCCAUGUCAUUUCAAUGUUGCGUUCUGCGCAUGUCAUCUUGUUAACGUGUUGUCAUUAUUGUUCCGGUUUCUGGUUCAUCUUUCUAUCACUAAGCAUAUCCUUUAAUAACACCAACUAGGUCAAGAACAAGCUUUUUCUGUCUGUUUCCCUUGUCAAUUUGUGCCAACUACUGACGUUUCUUGCAAUGUGUGUGUAACACAGUGAGAAGUGUACCAUGAUAAACUGUUGUGUGUGCAGUAUAUUGAAGCAUUUUUUUAAAUUUUAGUAAAUAUUGUUUUGAAAGCUUUACUGAAUCAGCUGCUUCUACAGAAUACAACUCUGGUUUUCCUGAUGCUUGGGAUAUCAUAAAAGCAUCUUGCAUUGAAA
Dermacentor silvarum is the source of this 4996-nucleotide messenger RNA. RefSeq names its product sesquipedalian-1. Lineage: Eukaryota; Metazoa; Arthropoda; Arachnida; Ixodida; Ixodidae. Gene Ontology annotation, cellular component: trans-Golgi network; recycling endosome; early endosome. Gene Ontology annotation, biological process: retrograde transport, endosome to Golgi; endosome organization; receptor recycling. The coding region runs from base 460 to 1209 and encodes 249 amino acids. The transcript is spliced from 3 exons. The record is from RefSeq and is a predicted model, not a curated record.